GUCAAUGGUGUAUGCCCAUUCUCUCCAGAGAGUGCCCCUAAUGAGAGGGCCCAUAUUUAUAGAAGAGCCCCUCAGUGGUCACCCCAUAAUCCUGCCUGGCCCCCUCUCAUCCCUACAAGAUCCCUGAGUCUGGACUGUUCAGCCUGCAGUUCCUGACUUCAGCCUCAUUCCAUCCACAUUUCAACUGAGUGGAGAGAAGAAAAAAAAGCAAUGUCCACCAGUGAGCGUUUUGACUGUCAUUACUGCAAAGACUCUCUGCUGGGAAAGAAGUACAUAAUGAAGGAAGACACACAGUAUUGCACAAAGUGCUACGAGAACCUGUUUGCUAACUGCUGUGAGCGCUGCUCAUUAUCCAUUGGCUGUAACUGCAAGGACCUGUCUUAUAAAGACCGUCACUGGCAUGAGCAGUGCUUUAAAUGUGCAAAGUGCAGCCGCUCGCUGGUAGAAAAGGCCUUUGCUGCCAAGGAGGACUUAUUGCUCUGCACUGAGUGCUACGCACAUGAUUACUCCUCCAAGUGUGGCACCUGCAAGAAAACCAUCAUGCCAGGGACUCGUAAAAUGGAAUAUAAGGGGAACAGCUGGCAUGAGACCUGCUUCCUGUGCCACCGAUGCCACCAGCCAAUAGGAACCAAAUCCUUCAUCCCCAAAGACACCGGCUACUUUUGUGUGCCCUGCUUUGAGAAACAGUUAGCACAUCAGUGCUGUGCCUGUAAGAAGGCUAUCACAACAGGUGGACUGACAUAUCAAGAUAAGCCUUGGCAUCGGGAAUGUUUUCUAUGCAUUGCGUGUAAAAAACAGCUACAAGGUCAACGUUUCACCUCCAUGGAAAAUUUUUCAUAUUGCCUGGAGUGUUUCUAUAACCUUUAUGCCAAGAAAUGUGUGGGCUGCACAAAGCCAAUCACAAGUCUUGCUGGUGCCAAAUAUGUCUCCUUUGAGGAACGGCAGUGGCACAGUGAGUGCUUUACCUGCAUGCAGUGCUCUGUGUCGCUGGUGGGACGGGGCUUCCUCACCCAGCGCGACGACAUUUUGUGCACCGACUGCGGCCGGGAGAAGUGAUCUUUAUCUUAUGGAAGAACAACAGCGUAAUUCAAAAGACAACUGGACUUCCCCUCCCCAUGUCGAUGAAUUUGAAUGAAAAUAGUCGUUGGUUGCAGCAUUAUACGUUGCAAAUAAGGAACUAACUAAAAAAAAAAAAAUGAUAUGCAUGAUUUUUGCUUCAGGUGAAAUAUCAUUCAAACAAAAAAAAAUUUUUUGGACAGGCAUUGGUUUGUUCUGCUAUUCAUUAUUAUUUGAUGCGAUAACAUAGGAAUCUUCACUAAAAAUAUGACGACGGCUGUCUCUUUUUUUGGAAGAAUUAGGUUUGGA
Molecule: messenger RNA, 1365 nt
Organism: Menidia menidia (Atlantic silverside)
Lineage: Eukaryota; Metazoa; Chordata; Actinopteri; Atheriniformes; Atherinopsidae
Source: the annotation of a GenBank genome assembly